Molecule: messenger RNA, 4077 nt
Organism: Cetraspora pellucida
Lineage: Eukaryota; Fungi; Glomeromycota; Glomeromycetes; Diversisporales; Gigasporaceae
Source: the annotation of a GenBank genome assembly
AUGUCGAGCGAAACGAAUACUACUGCAGGGUCCUCGUCCUUAGCUAACGAAACGUUGUCCGUUACUACUUCCAAUGAUAACUCGGCUUUAGUACAGGAAGAUUCCGCAGAAAAGCAAGCUCGCAAGAAACCAAAUCGACAAAACUGGAAAAGCCCAUCUAAGGGCGAUGGUAAAGACAUCAAAGCAAAUAAACCUAUUGUCAUUUCCGAUGAUAAUAAUGGGUCCGAUCAAUCUAAAAAUAAAGAGGCCGAAGUAUUAGAUAUAAAUAUUGCCCAACAUCAACGUCGAAAGUCAACCGCUAACACGUCCGAUACAUCAAGCAAAAAUAAAAAUUCUAAUAACAAUGGUAUUGAUAAGUCCGUUCAUCGUCGUGGUAAAUCAAUGGCAAACGUUGGGGAGCUUCAAGGCGUCUCUUCGAAAAAUGGAAACGGUAAAUCUAAAGGCAGCAAGGAUGAUUCUGAAAAUAAAUCGGAAGCUUUAGAAUCUUUGCAGCAGAUUAUUGCCAGUCUCAAAAGUUUACCAGCAGUUCCAUCUAAACCUCAAAAGUCAGAUAAAAAAGAUGGUGAUGAUAGUUCCGUUGACUUGGCUUUUAAACAUAAACGUCAUGAGUCGAGUGCAUCUGGUACCGGAAAGCGGACUAAUGCACCUUCUAAACAACAUAAGAAGGGUACUUCUGUGUCAUUUUCAUUUCCCCUGACAACAGCAGUUACUACUUCAUUAAAGCCUAUUCUUGAUUCAGAAGACGGCAAACCUAUUGACAUAGAAAAUGCUUUACAAGACACUAUUUCCUCUUUGAGGCGCAUGAGUCUUGAUAAAGGCAAAGUUCAGAAGGAAAAAGAAAUUGAUAAGAAAAAAGAUGAUGGUGAAGAUGAUGAGACCGAAGAAGAAAGGAAGACUCGACGUAAAAAAAAUACUGUAAACAGAAAAUCUCCCAAUCCUGAUGAUAUGGUACAGUCUAAUAUCGAUAAAAAACAAGAGUUGGAUUCUCCUAAGUCUCCAUUUGAUUUCAAGAAACCCACAGACGACCAACAACAGCUAACUGCGAAGAAGACCCAUCGUCGUCAUCAAUCUCUUGGUUAUACGUUGUCUAAUUCUUCGUCCUCGACAUCUAUCGUGAAGCCUAAUAUUCCUAUCCAUGGCCGACGCCACAGUGUAGCUCUUAAUGGCAGCAAAGACGUGCUUAAAGAACUUGAAAAGAAUCAAGGCAGACUUGUUGGACCAGAAGUGAAGGGCCAUCGCCGUAGCAAUUCCAGAAAUUUUGAAGGCAACUGGCGAUCAACUGCCUCGCCCCUUUCUGCCUUAGCUCAACCAUUUCAGCCAUUUCCGAUACCUAAGUUUGGUGCAAUCCAGAAGAAACAGCAACAGAAUCAACAAAACUCUAACAAUCAGCAACAAAGGAAGUCUCUCUUUGCACCUUAUCUUCCACAAGCUUCUCUUCCUCCACUUCUUAAAAAUUGCCAGCUCGUUUCUGGUGUUUUGCGAAUCAAUAAACGUAAUCGAUCCGAUGCCUAUGUAGCUACCGAGUCACUUGAUGCUGACAUCUACAUAUGUGGUUCCAAAGAUAGGAAUCGCGCAUUAGAGGGUGAUGUUGUUGCGGUAGAAUUGUUAGAUCCUGAUAAAAAAGAUGACGUUGAAGUCGAGGGGCAAGGUCUUCUUCUUUUCGAGGAUGAUGACAUUGUCACAGAUGAACAGAGACCGAAAUAUUGUGGCCAUGUCGUUGCAGUUAUGGAACGAAUGCCGGGACAACUUUUUUCUGGAACGCUUGCUCUUUUAAGACCAUCAUCCACUGCAACUAAAGAAAGAGAAGCAGCUGAAAAAGCUCGAAAAGAAGCUGAAGAUAGAGCUGCUGGUAUUGAACCCAAAGUGGAAGAGCAUCGAGAAGAGAAAAAAGAUGACAAAAAUGAGCGUCCAAAGAUUGUAUGGUUUAAGCCGACAGACAAACGCGUACCUUUAAUUGCCAUUCCAACUGAGCAAGCACCAUCUGACUUUGUCGAAAAUCAUCAGUCUUAUGCCCAGCAAUUGUUUGUUGCUUGUAUUAAGCGUUGGCCCAUAACUUCACUUCAUCCUUUUGGUACUUUAGUGACAAAAAUAGGAGAGAUUGGUAGUAUAGAAGUAGAAACGGAAGCACUUCUUAAAGAUAAUAACGUUUCCUCUGAAGAAUUCAAUGAAAAUGUGACAAAGUGCCUUCCAUCUACUCCCUGGAUUAUUCCUGAAAAGGAAAUCGAAGCCCGCAAAGACUUAAGGUUAACCACCAGGAUUUUCUCGAUUGAUCCUCCCACUGCGAAGGAUCUUGAUGAUGCUGUUUCAUGUUCUCGUCUUCCAGAUGGAAAUUACGAAAUAGGUGUUCAUAUUGCAGAUGUAAGCUAUUUUGUUAAACAAAACAGUGCACUUGAUCGAGAAGCUCGUAAGAGAGCGACAACCGUUUAUUUGGUCCAAAAAUCUGUUCCCAUGCUCCCACCAUUAAUUUCUGAAGAAUUAUGCAGCUUAAACCCUGGUGCAGAUAGACUUUCCUUCUCUGUAAUUUGGAAAAUGACACCGGAAGGCAAACAUUUUGAGACAUGGUACGGCCGUACUAUAAUCCGACCAUGCGCUAAAUUAUCGUAUGAAAAUGCGCAGGAAGUAAUUGAAGGAAAACCUUUAAACCCUGAAGUCAAAAUUUUUAGUGAUUACGAUGCUAAAGAGAUUGAGGCUGAUAUCAAAGGUCUCUCACAACGUUUGCGAGAACAACGACUUAAGCGUGGCGCGUUGUCUUUGGGCUCUAUCAAACUAAACUUUGAACUGGAUGAGCACAAUAAUCCUAUCGAAUGCAACAUAUAUGAACAUAAAGAUGCCAAUCAACUCAUUGAAGAAUUCAUGUUACUUGCAAACAUGAGUGUUGCACAAAAAAUAUCUAGUGCUUUUCCCGAGCAAGCUUUACUUAGAAGACAUGCUCCUCCCAUUGAACGUAGACUUAAUGAUUUUGUUGAGCAUGUUAAAAGAUUAGGAUAUGAUAUUGAUACAUCAUCUGCUGGUGCUUUACAAAGGUCUUUCAAUGCUGUUGAAGACGAUAGUGUUAGAGAGGUUUUGAAACUUCUUGCAAUAAAACCAAUGCAAAGAGCUAAAUAUUUCUGUACUGGAACUUUAGACAUUGCAAAAUAUCAUCAUUAUGCUUUGAAUGUUCCGCUUUAUACACAUUUUACCUCUCCUAUUCGUCGUUAUGCUGACGUUCUUGUUCAUCGUAUGCUCGAAGCUGCGUUAUCUGGUGAGAAACGCUUCUAUCUUGAUAAGGAUGCUGUUCAAAAGACGGCUAAUCAUUGCAAUGUCAAAAAGGACGCUGCAAAAAAUGCACAGGAGCAAAGUAGCCAUCUCUUCCUCUGUGUCCUCCUUCAUAAUUUGACUGUGCAAUCAGGUCCUGUAAUUCGUGAAGCAAUUGUCAUUGGUGUCAAAGACCAUGCAUUUGAUGUUUUAGUACCCGUGUUUGGAAUUGAAAAGCGUGUUCAUUUAGAUCAACUUCCGCUAGAAAGAUUUAUAUUCAAUGCUGAAACAGGUGAAUUAGCUCUGCAUUGGAAACAGGGAAUCAGUUCUCUUGAACCGAUUCCUGAAGAUGACGGACUUGGCGAAGAUGAAGAGGAUGGUUUGGAUGUUGACGAAGAUGCUUUACUUGCAGAUGUUAAUGACGAUUAUCACUAUGAAUUGAUGGAUGUCUCAAGUCUCCCGAUUGAAGAUGAGCAUCGACUAUUUGAUGAUGCCAAUUCAGACAUUGGCGAAGAUGACGAGUUUCAAGUACCUGGUGAUGAGGAAGAUGAUAGUAAUGAUGAUACAGAAAUUGUUGCUGUGCCUUUAAUGUCUUCUAGUGAAUCCCCUAAAACGGACAUUCCCUCAACAGAAGCUCCGUCACUCAAUCAAACAGCUUCUACAAAAAGUUCUCUACCUAUUGUAAAAAUUACAGAAUUACCACAGUUGCCCAUAGUUUCUGAUCCCACUGUUCCCAACUCUCAAAUUAUUAAAGAGCUUUGCCGUCUUCAAGUUGUUAUCACUGCAGAUUGUAAAAAGAGCCCACCCGUUAUUAAAGUUUUGGCUGUUAACCCUUAUGCGUAG